Molecule: messenger RNA, 1640 nt
Organism: Galeopterus variegatus (Sunda flying lemur)
Lineage: Eukaryota; Metazoa; Chordata; Mammalia; Dermoptera; Cynocephalidae
Gene: UGP2
Product: UDP-glucose pyrophosphorylase 2
Exons: 8
Coding region: 1-1293 (430 amino acids)
Biological process (GO): glycogen metabolic process; UDP-alpha-D-glucose metabolic process
Cellular component (GO): cytoplasm
Molecular function (GO): UTP:glucose-1-phosphate uridylyltransferase activity
Source: RefSeq, a predicted model, not a curated record
AUGGCUUUCAACACAGCGAAAAUUCAACCUUAUGAAAAGAUAAAGGCCAGGGGCUUGCCUGAUAAUGUAUCUUCGGUGUUGAACAAGUUAGUGGUGGUAAAACUCAAUGGUGGUUUGGGAACCAGCAUGGGCUGCAAAGGCCCUAAAAGUCUGAUAGGUGUGAGGAAUGAGAAUACCUUUUUGGAUCUGACUGUUCAGCAAAUUGAACAUUUGAACAAAACCUACAAUACAGAUGUUCCUCUUGUUUUAAUGAAUUCUUUUAACACGGAUGAAGAUACCAAAAAAAUACUGCAGAAGUACAAUCACUGUCGUGUGAAAAUCUACACUUUUAAUCAAAGCAGGUACCCGAGGAUUAAUAAAGAAUCUUUACUUCCUGUAGCAAAGGAUGUAUCUUACUCAGGGGAAAAUACAGAAGCUUGGUACCCUCCAGGUCAUGGUGAUAUCUAUGCCAGUUUCUACAACUCUGGUUUGCUCGAUACCUUUAUAGGAGAAGGCAAAGAAUAUAUUUUUGUAUCUAACAUAGAUAACCUGGGUGCCACAGUAGACCUUUAUAUUCUUAAUCAUCUAAUGAAUCCACCCAAUGGAAAACGCUGUGAAUUUGUCAUGGAAGUCACAAAUAAAACGCGUGCAGAUGUAAAGGGUGGGACACUCACUCAGUAUGAAGGCAAACUGAGACUGGUGGAAAUCGCUCAAGUGCCAAAAGCACAUGUUGAUGAGUUCAAGUCUGUAUCAAAAUUCAAAAUAUUUAACACAAACAACCUAUGGAUUUCUCUUGCAGCAGUUAAAAGACUGCAGGAGCAGAAUGCCAUUGACAUGGAAAUCAUUGUGAAUCCAAAGACUUUGGAUGGAGGCCUGAAUGUCAUUCAGUUAGAAACUGCAGUAGGGGCGGCCAUUAAAAGUUUUGAGAAUUCUCUAGGUAUUAAUGUUCCAAGGAGCCGUUUUCUGCCUGUCAAAACCACAUCAGAUCUCUUGCUUGUGAUGUCAAACCUCUAUAGCCUUAAUGCAGGAUCUUUGACGAUGAGUGAAAAGCGGGAGUUUCCUACAGUGCCCCUGGUUAAAUUAGGCAGUUCUUUUACAAAGGUUCAAGAUUAUCUAAGAAGAUUUGAAAGUAUACCAGAUAUGCUUGAAUUGGAUCACCUCACAGUUUCAGGAGAUGUGACAUUUGGCAAGAAUGUUUCUUUAAAGGGAACGGUUAUCAUCAUUGCAAAUCAUGGUGACAGAAUCGACAUCCCACCUGGAGCAGUAUUAGAGAACAAGAUUGUAUCUGGAAACCUUCGCAUUUUGGACCACUGAAAUGAAAAAUAUUGUGUACACUUUAUACUAAUUAUGACCUAAAUAGUUUCUUACAAUAAAAUAUUCUCUAGGAUUCUAAAAUAGGCAGGUACUUUUACUAUGUUACUGUACACUGCAGUGUUGAUUUUUAGAGUUUUCUGCAGUAUGCUUUCAGUGUAAGAAAAGCACAGAUGGAGCAAAUACUUUGUUUCUUUGAAGAGGACCCCCAAAGUUAAUUCAUCUUAGAGUGCAAUAUUGUUUAAUCUUAAAACUGGGGCAGCUCUGCUGGAAGAUCUUUUAAGAGAAGCCUCGAUGACAGUCACUUUGAAUUGCUUGUGAUUUCAAAAAUAAAGCGGAGAAGCAAUACA